AUGGCUGGGUGGCAAAUGAUCGUCAGGGAACGCAGACGAGGGAAGAGCAUGACGGAUGCUCGAUAUUCUUCUGCCUUGUUCCCGUCAACUAUGAGCUGCAGUAGCUUCGGAAAAGUCGCUUCGAGGGAGAACGGAAACGAAACGAGCUUUGCGAGAACACGAUCGGAUAUGCUGGGAUUAGACCCAAAGUUCAAAUGGAGACAACGAAUUCGGGAGUCCAACGACGAGUGCCAGAACGAGCUACAAGUUCGUGCAAGCGAGGCAAGAGUUGCUUGUCUCACAGCGCACUCACUCUCAAUACGGCGGUCGAUGGCACCUUCUAUUUCAGCGGACUACGACCUAUUCGCUCUCCGAGCUGAAGUCGACUCCUUGCGCGCCACACUCUCCUCCCUUGUCGAUCGCGUCGUAUCACGCCAAACGGAAGAACAGUACCUCCGCAUUGAGCUCAACCACCUUCGUUCUCUGGCCUCGCCAAGGACCCUUCCACUACGCAUACCGGACUUAUCUCGUCCGGACGGGCUACGCGAGUACAAGAAUUUGCAGACGUACAUCCAUGCAGCCGUACAGCGUGCUGAGACGCUUGAACAUGACCUCAGCCCCUGCCUUGGCAUGUAUGGGACGAUGGGUCCCGGACGUGGUAGGGUCGAAAGCACUGGCAUAAACGCAUGCUUUGAGGGCGCUCGUAUGGCUAUACAAAAGACGCUGGAACCCAUCAAUACAUGUGGACGGGACGAGACGGGCCCGUAUAAGGAUGGAGUGGGCCUCUCUUCUGAGAAUGUGUGCGUACAGGCGCGUACGAAGGAAGAUCAAGAGAACGUUCCGGUGGUAUGUAUUACGACUGUCGGGACCCCGCUUACACCUAUGCCACUCUCUUACUCGGAGGGCAGUAUAGGAAUUGUAGGAGCCAUCGCCAAGCACACCGCAUGCAUCUCGGACCCCAGUUACCUCGCCGUUCCUACCUCAUUUAGUUAUCAACCCACUAUGACUGAGCCCGCCAACAUAUUUUCAGCUCAUCCUAGGACCAACUCGAGCGAGCGCAACACUCGAUCGCGAUCUUGCCGAAGCAGCUCAUGCAGUACGCUGAACGAACACAAGUCAUCGCCCAAUGCAACGAAUCGGACAAAAGACCUUCCCCCAACACCGGAGAGCGUGUACAACAGAGGAGAAAUUAGCCUUAUGCCUCCCCCACAGAAAACGAUCCGUUCACGGACGAAUAUCUCAUCUGUGUACCAUAACUACCAUCGUAGUUCGGGGGCGAAGACGUCAACCUUUGGUAAUUGCGCGGGUUUUUACGCCUGA
Molecule: messenger RNA, 1299 nt
Organism: Coniophora puteana RWD-64-598 SS2
Lineage: Eukaryota; Fungi; Basidiomycota; Agaricomycetes; Boletales; Coniophoraceae
Exons: 5
Coding region: 1-1299 (432 amino acids)
Source: RefSeq, a predicted model, not a curated record